This is a messenger RNA of Sphaerulina musiva SO2202, 5452 nucleotides long. RefSeq names its product type II DNA topoisomerase. The record is from RefSeq and is a predicted model, not a curated record. Gene Ontology annotation, molecular function: DNA binding; ATP binding; DNA topoisomerase type II (double strand cut, ATP-hydrolyzing) activity. NCBI's taxonomy places the organism in Eukaryota, Fungi, Ascomycota, Dothideomycetes, Mycosphaerellales, Mycosphaerellaceae. The coding region runs from base 155 to 5311 and encodes 1718 amino acids. The transcript has 2 exons. Gene Ontology annotation, biological process: sister chromatid segregation; resolution of meiotic recombination intermediates; DNA topological change. Gene Ontology annotation, cellular component: nucleus.
CCUCUCCAUGAACACGCGCGCCCCGGAUUGCUGGACAAUCGCAUACCAUAGGGUAUUCCAUACCAUGAACACUGCUCCACUCCUUUAAAAGACCACUCUGCGCACCUUCACCCCACGCGUGCGACGCGCGUAGCAACACCAACAAUACGCGAACAUGGACGACUCGGCCAUGGACGCCUCAGACUACGACGUGCAGGAAUCGAGCGAUUUCGAGCCUGAGAUUGUGCCAAAAGCGAAAGCAAAGGCAUCUACCAAAGUCGCUACGUCCAAAGCGCCUGCAAAAAAAGCACCUGCUAAGCCGAAAGCUACGAAAUCGGCAACACUCACGAAGACCACGAAAGCGGCACCGAAAGCAGCUGCGAAGAAACGCGCACUACCCGACUCUGACGCCGAGAACUCUGAUGCCGACCUGAAUUCCGGAGACGACGACUCGCUGCUGUCGAACACACCACCUUCGAACAAAACGCAGAAGAAAGCACCAGCGCCGAAGAAGAAGGUAGCAUCGGAACCUCUUGUCGAAAUCGAGAACGAGAGCUUCAUGGACGUCCCAGUGGCCGCGACUGCGAAGAAGGGGUCGCAGCAGUACCAGAAGCUGACACAGCUGGAGCAUAUUCUGAAGCGUCCAGACACAUACAUUGGCUCUGUCGAGUACACAACGGAGCUGUUAUGGAUCUACAAUUCCGAGACGGACUGUAUGGAGAACCGCAAGGUUAGCUAUGUGCCUGGUCUCUACAAGAUCUUUGACGAAAUUCUGGUGAAUGCAGCGGACAACAAGCAGCGUGACAAGAACAUGAGCGAGCUGCGUGUUACGGUUGACGCUGAGAAGGGAGAAAUAUCAGUCAAGAAUAACGGGCGUGGUAUUCCCGUCGAGAUGCACGACAAGGAGGGCAUUUGGAUUCCGGAGAUGAUUUUCGGACAUCUGUUGACCUCCUCGAACUACGACGAUGACGAAGCGAAAGUGACGGGUGGUCGCAAUGGUUACGGUGCGAAGCUCACGAACAUAUACUCCACCGAAUUCAAGCUGGAGACCGUGGAUUCGAAGACCAAGCAAAAGUACUCUCAAACCUGGCGCAAAAACAUGAGUAUCAUGGAAAAGGCCAAAAUCACGAAAGUCAAAGGCGACGACUACACCGAAAUCACCUUCAAACCAGAUUUUAGCAAGUUCGGCAUGGACAAGAUGGAUGCGGACUUUGAAGGACUUGUCAAGCGCCGAGUCUACGAUAUGGCGGGAACGGCGAAGGGAGUGAAAGUCUACCUGAACGGCGAGAGAAUCAAGAUCACCAAGUUCAAGCAAUACAUGGAAAUGUACACUAAGGCCAUCAAGACUGAGAAUGUGGCAAAUGACGGUGCAGCACCAGAGCAAGUUAUCCUGACGGAUAACCCACACGAGCGCUGGGAGAUCGGCUUUGCGGUUUCCGACGGUUCCUUCCAGCAGGUAUCUUUUGUGAACUCUAUUGCAACCACCAACGGAGGGACUCACGUCAACUACAUCGCCGACCAGAUCUGUGAUCGGCUUGAACAGAUUGUGAACAAGAAGAACAAGGGCGGAGUCAAGCUGAAGAAGGCCCAGCUCCGGAAUCACAUUUUUUUGUUUGUAAACGCCUUGAUCGUCAAUCCGGCAUUCACAUCGCAGACCAAAGAGCAGCUCACGACCAAGGUCAGCGCGUUUGGAAGCAAGCCUCAAGUCACCGAGAAAUUCUUGAAGGCCAUCGCCAAUACGGAAGUCGUGACGAACAUCCUCCACUUUGCACAGCAAAAGGCCGACAAAGUCCUCUCCAAGUCAGAUGGUAACCGGCGCCAGCGUAUGAAUCACUCCAAGCUCACUGAUGCCAACAAAGCCGGUACCAAGGAUGGCCAUAUGUGCACUCUAAUCCUGACCGAAGGUGACUCUGCCGCACUGCUGGCACUAGCAGGUCGCGCCGUGGUCAACCCGGAUUUGUUUGGAGUGUUUCCGCUACGUGGUAAGGUUCUGAACGUUCGCGAUGCUUCCGUUGACCAGAUCUCGAAGAAUGCCGAGAUUCAGAACAUCAAGAAGUUCAUUGGCCUGCAGCACAAGAAGCAGUAUACCGACACCAAAGGCCUCCGUUAUGGACAUAUCAUGAUCAUGACGGAUCAAGAUCACGAUGGCUCUCACAUCAAGGGUCUUCUCAUCAACUUUCUGCAGGUGCAAUACCCAUCAUUGCUCCGACUGAAGGGCUUUUUGUUGGAGUUCAUCACACCGAUUGUAAAGGUGUGGAAAGGCGAUCCCAAGAAACCCAAGGCAAAGCAUGACUUCUUCACAAUGCCCGAAUAUGAGAAAUGGCGAGAGCAGCCAGGACACAUCAAAGGCUGGGAGCACAAGUACUACAAGGGAUUGGGAACUUCCGAUACCCGAGACGCUCAGAUCUACUUCAACGACCUCGAUAGGCACUUGAAGCGCUUCCAUGAAAUGCAGGAUCACGAAGAAGAACUGAUCGACCUUGCCUUCUCCAAGAAGAGAGCCGAUGCUCGCAAGACCUGGCUCCAAGGCUUCGUACCCGGUACUUAUUUGGACAUGUCGAGCACCGACGACAUCACUUAUGACGAUUUCAUCAACAAGGAACUGAUUUUAUUCUCCAUGGCCGACAACUUGCGCUCUAUUCCGUCUGUUAUCGAUGGAUUGAAGCCUGGUCAGCGCAAGGUCAUGUAUACUGCUUUCCGCCGCAACUUGAAGAAGGAUAUCAAGGUUGUUGAGCUUGCUGGUCUGGUCUCAGGUCUUACGGCAUAUGCAUACGGUGAUGCGUCGCUGCAGCAAACCAUUGUCGCGCUUGCGCAGAAUUUUGUGGGGUCCAAUAACAUGAACAUUCUGGAACCCAGCGGCAAUUUUGGCUCUCGUCUUCAGGGAGGUAGCGAUGCAGCCAGCGCUCGUUACAUUUACACGAGACUGUCACCCUUUGCUCGACACAUAUUUGAUCCGAAAGACGAACCUCUUCUGAAGCCUAACCUUGACGAUGGCAAGGAGAUCGAGCCGGAGCUGUACUUUCCAAUCGUUCCUAUGAUCCUCAUCAAUGGUGCAGAAGGUAUCGGAACGGGGUGGAGCACGUCUAUACCGUGCCACAAUCCAGACGACGUGAUUAACAAUCUCAUCGCCCGCAUGCAACCAGGUGCCACCAAAGAGUCGAUGACACCCAUGUUGCCAUGGUAUCGCGGUUGGACAGGGCAGACCGAGCAACUAUCCGAGGAGCGUUACAAGUUCCCAGGUAGAAUUGCCAAGACUGGCAACAGCGAGGUGGAGAUCACUGAAUUGCCUGUGCACCAAUGGACUCAGGAUUUCAAGGAGAAGCUUGAAGACAUCAUCAAGGCUGAGAAAACUCCGUCCUUCAUCAAGGACUACACGGAGUACAACACCCCCGAGACUGUUCAUUUCAUCAUCAAGAUGGACGAGAAGAUACUUCAAGAGAACGAGAGCAAGUUGGAGGAGCUCUUCAAGUUAUCCAAGACCCAGGCGACAUCCAAUCUUGUCGCGUUUGACCAGCAUGGUCGCAUCCAUAAGUAUGCCACUACUCUUGACAUUAUGGAGGAGUUCUAUCUCCACCGACAUGACGCUUAUAUUGAGCGCAAGAGGAUGAUGCUUGAGAAGAUGGGACAGGAACUGCUUAAGCUCAACAACCAGGCCAUGUUUGUAAAGAUGAUCAUCGAUGGUAAGCUGGUAGUGAGCAAGAAGAAGAAGUCUGUGCUGGUGCAGGAGCUUAGCGAUCUUGGGUUCGCUCGCUUUCCCAAAGUCGUUGAUGCCAAGAAGGCGGGCGAGACGGAGGACGCGAUGGAGGACGACAAUGACGACUCAGACGAUGCCACGACCGCCGCUGGUGCUGGUGAUUUUGACUACCUUCUCGGCAUGGCUAUCUGGUCGUUGACACAGGAAAGAGUGGAUAAGCUGAUCAAACAGGUCGGUGAUAAGGAGGAAGAAAUCGACGACCUGACGAGGAAGUCUGUCCAGGAUCUUUGGCAAAGUGAUCUGCAAGCUCUACGCGAAUCGUGGCAGAACGCAGAGAACGAGGAGAGAAAGCGUGACAAGGAUAUCAAGAGAAAGGGACGUCGUGCAUCGGCCAAGCUUGGUAUUGCCGGCAAAGCUAGCAAGAAGCGGAAGGCCGGUGACAGCGAUGACUACUCUGACGAAGAAUUCACCAUCAAGAAACCAAAGACUACAAAGACGACAAAGUCAACGGCAAUCGGCGGUCUGCUGGCGAUGAGUGGAGAGGCCAAGCCUGCUGGCAGUUAUCCAGUAGUCAACGGAGUCGAGCAAAAGCCCGUCUCCACAGCUGCGACUGCGAAGCAGAUCACGUUGGACAAGGCUUUUAAGAAAGCCGAGCCUCUCGUCAAGGUCGAAAAGGCACCCGCUGCCGCGAAGGCUCGCGGUCGGACCAAAAGGCUUAGCGAAGACACGGACUCGGAUUCACUCCAGGCUGCGCCUGCAAAGAAGGCUGCUCGCUCGAAGAAGGUCAUCGAUUCGGACGUCGAUAUGGAUGAUGACGAAGACGUGUUUGCGGCUGUUGCUAAAGAGGCCGCGUCUAAGCCUGUGGCGGCUCCGGCUCGGGGCGGUCGAGCAGCAGCUCAGAAAGUCAAGAAGUACACGAUGGACUCUGAUGAGGAUUCAGAAUCUGACGCCGGGAACGACAUGCUGGCAGAUGUCAGUGAGAUGGUCAAGGGCGUUGGUAAUGUGAGUACUGACGCCCAAGGAUCUCGCCUGUUCCACACGAGUGCGCCCGCAGCAUCCGUGCCAACCAGCAGCCACGCCCUGAAGACGAAAACGAGCAAGAAGACGCUGGCCGACAUCUCUGAUGACGAGACGAAUUGGGCUGAGCUAGCACAGAACUCGCCUCAGAAGGUCGCCAACCGAACCAUCUUAUCGGACAACGAGGACUCGAUGGACAUUGAAAUGCCCAGUAAGCCUGCCGCCAAGCCCAAGGUCGUUCCCAAGGCAAAGCAAGCUGCUGCCUUGAAGCCUAAGAAGGCAGCAGCACCAAUUGCGGCGAAGCCUCCCGCGUUGUCUCCAGCGGCAAAGGCGUAUGCUGCGAAGAAGGCCAGUGCACAGGCCAAAGCAGGAGCAUCUAAGAAGAAGCUGCCGUCGUCUGAUGAUGAUGACGAGGACGACGAUGUGGAUCAAAUCGCAAACGAGAUUCUGAGCGACGAUGAUGAUGUUGAUGAAGAUAGCGUGGUCAAGCCCGCAGCACGAUCCCGCCGUGCUGCAGCGACGACUACCAAGUCGAAGUAUACGGUCGACAGUGACGAGGAAGAAGAGGAGGAGGAGGAGUCUGAGGACGACUUCGAGGAUGCCGAUGAGACUUUUGAUUGAGCAUGUGAUGACCGGGCGGAGUUGAGACUGCUUGAAUAGUCGGAUGCUGCUUUGUUCCUCAAGGGCGUUUAGUUGAGCGUGCUGCGCAGUAUAUCUGCAGUUGCAAAAUUUCGUAUCUCGUAUGGACUGUUUCUACUUUAC